This is a messenger RNA of Camelina sativa (false flax), 2528 nucleotides long. Lineage: Eukaryota; Viridiplantae; Streptophyta; Magnoliopsida; Brassicales; Brassicaceae. The record is from RefSeq and is a predicted model, not a curated record.
AAAGAGGUGAUAUCAGUAUACUCAGAUGAUGAGCUCGGAAGAAAUGGAGUUGCUGCUCUUGAUGAUGAACUGUACAAGAAAAGAUCCAGAAUUUCCUAUAAAGUGCCUCUCUCAGUCCAUUCUGAUGAAAAAUUCCUUACGGAAGCUUUAAAAAAAUCCAAGUCCAUCGGUCCUCGAGUUUAUAUUCUUCAUUUUGGUCCGGACCCAUCGCUCAGAAUUUUUGAUAUAGCGCAAAAGCUGCAGAUGAUGACCCAUGAAUACGUGUGGCUCGCCACAGACUGGCUCUCAGUUACCUUAGAUUCUUCUUUGAGUGACAAAGGUACUCUAAAACGUCUUGAAGGAGUAGUGGGGCUUCGUCAACACAUCCCAGAAUCAGUAAAGAUGCAACAAUUCACACAUAAACUGAAGAGCAACAUAUCAAUGAAUGCCUACGCAUUACAUGCCUAUGAUACAGUGUGGAUGAUUGCAUAUGGAAUCGAGAAGUUGCUAAAUGAAGGAGUCAACAUUACCUUUUCUUACUCCGAAAAAUUACUUCAUGCAAAAGGAACGAAACUGCACCUGGAGAAAAUCAAGUUUUUCAACAGUGGGGAGCUACUACUUGAGAAACUUCUGAAGGUGAACUUCACUGGUAUAGCCGGUCAAGUUCAGUUUGGUUCUGGCCGAAACGUCAUCGGCUGUGACUACGAAAUCAUCAAUGUUGACAAAACUGGUGUUCAUACUGUGGGCUUUUGGUCAAAAAAUGGUGGCUUUUCGGUUGUACCCCCAAAAUUCCGAGAUUCACAGAACAAGACUAGCUUAGUUUCUGAUGAAAAACUUGGAGACAUAACCUGGCCUGGUGGUGGCCAUGGAAAGCCACGUGGUUGGGUCAUUGCAGAUUCUGCAGAUCCAUUGAAGAUUGUUAUCCCAAGAAGAGUGAGUUUUGUCGAGUUUGUGACCGAAGAAAAGAACAGUAGCCAUCGCAUCAAAGGAUAUUGCAUCGACAUCUUCAUUGAAGCAUUGAAGUUCGUCCCUUACAGUGUUCCUUACAUAUUUGAGCCAUUCGGAAAUGGCCAUUCGAGUCCUAAUUACAACCAGCUUAUUCAAAUGGUCACGGAUGGCGUAUAUGAUGCAGCUGUUGGGGAUUUUGCAAUAGUCCCAAGCCGGUCAAAAUUAGUAGAUUUCUCGCAGCCAUAUGCUUCCACAGGCCUUGUGGUGGUGAUUCCAGCUAAUGACGACAAUGCGACUUGGAUUUUUCUGAGACCCUUCACCAUCCGGUUAUGGUGCGUCGUUCUAGUUUCAUUCAUGGUUAUUGCAGUAGUCAUUUGGAUCCUCGAACAUCGCUUCAAUGAAGAUUUCAGAGGGCCACCCCGAAGACAACUCGUCACAAUGAUGUUGUUCAGCUUCUCAACUCUUUUCAAGAGAAACCAAGAAGAUACGAUAAGCAAUCUAGCAAGACUAGUGAUGAUUGUAUGGCUCUUUCUAUUGAUGGUUCUAACUGCUAGCUACACAGCAAACCUCACCUCAAUCCUCACAGUUCAACAGCUUCCCUCUGCCAUUACCGGAAUCGAUAGCUUGCGGGCAAGCGAGGUGCCUAUCGGUUACCAGGCUGGGACGUUCACAUUGGAGUAUUUAACCUACAGUCUUGGCAUGGCUCGGUCUAGACUGGUCCCACUUGACUCACCUGAGGAGUAUGAAAAGGCUCUAAAGCUGGGGCCAACCAAUUGGGGAGGUGUGGCUGCCAUUGUCGACGAGCUCCCGUACAUCGAACUGUUUCUAGCAGAACGAGCAGGCUUCAAGAUUGUCGGAGAGCCCUUUAUGCACCGUGGUUGGGGAUUUGCGUUUAAGAGGGAUUCUCCACUGGCAGAAGAUAUGUCAACAGCUAUCUUGAAACUCUCUGAGACCAGGAAACUGCAAGAGAUACGGAAAAAAUGGUUAUGCAAGAUGAACUGCGCAGAGAAAUCAGAUUGGAACCCAGAGCCAAACCAGCUACAUCUCAAGAGCUUCAAAGGGUUGUAUCUUGUCUGCAUUGCAAUCACGGUCUCUGCGUUUUUGGUGUUUGUUCUCAGGAUGAUACGCCAGUUCGUGCGGUACAGACGGAUGGAUAGGACAUGCUCUACUCCUCGCGCUUCUUGGUCGGCUUCUCCUACGAUGCGGCUUAGAGAACUGGUGUUUGAUUUUGUGGAGUUUGUGGAUGAGAAAGAAGAAGCUAUCAAGAGAAUGUUCAGGAGUGAUGACUCUAAUAACAAUAGCAACACAUCUCAUGUUGUGGAAGUCCAAGAAGCUGAUUCUGAGGUACCACGAAAUUGAUGAGUAGAUUACACUCUAUAGGAAAAAAAACUGUUAUUAUGUAUACGAAUUGUACGCAAUUAGAUAUGAGCUAACAUGUAAGUCAAUACUCGAAUCUAUGUUCAUUAGAUUUGAGUAUUGUAUAACCUAGCAACAUAAAAUGCUGGUGAGACAGAACCAGUGAUCAUACUACCACGAUUUAUAGCAGCUAAUAUAUUGUAUAGAUUCUUAGGAGCUAAACAUAGUUAGUAGUUUAUAUGGCA